AGCAUUUCGUCGUAAGUUAUGUAGUGGGAAUGUACUAAGAUUAUUGUAAUAAAUAUUGUUUAUCAUAAAAAAUAAAUAUUAAAUAAUGGAUCCAAGUGAAGUAGAAUUUCUUGGUGAAAAAGAAUUAGUCACUAUUGUACCUAAUUUUAGUUUUGACACAAUUCAUUUGAUUUCUGGCUCAGUAGGUCCUUUCCGAGCUGGUUUACCUGUCAAAGUUCCGAUUUGGUUGGCUGUGAAUUUAAAACAACAGCAAAAGUGUCGAAUUAUUAAUCAAGAAUGGAUGAAUGCCGAAAGUUUGAAUGAAGCGAAGGAAGAAGAGAAAUUAUCAAAAUUAUUUACAAAAAUGCCUAGUAAUCAUUAUGUGGAUGAAACGCAGCUUUUAUUAAGUGCUGCAAGUGAUGAUAUACACGAAGCAGAUAACAUACGGACAGCAGUGAAGGAUUUAUGGGACAUACGAAUGUCAAAGCUUCGUACGUCUAUAGAUGCAUUCCUCAAAAGUGAUGGAAUGCAUGCAAAAUUAGAUCAUUUAACUGCUAUGGAAAUCAAUAGUGUGCGUCCAUUACUUCCACAUGCUCUUGAUCAAAUGAUGAGAAUUCAAACUAUUGGAAAAUCAACACAACUUUUAAAUAAGGUCAGCAACAUUUAAAUAAGGUAUAAUAAACGUUGAAUAUUUUCUUUUUUACAUAUUGUAAUAUUACGCUAUUGUAAUAUUAUUUUUUAGAACGUAA
This is a messenger RNA of Apis florea (little honeybee), 728 nucleotides long. RefSeq names its product DNA replication complex GINS protein PSF2-like protein (gene Psf2). The record is from RefSeq and is a predicted model, not a curated record. Gene Ontology annotation, cellular component: GINS complex; nucleus. Lineage: Eukaryota; Metazoa; Arthropoda; Insecta; Hymenoptera; Apidae. Gene Ontology annotation, biological process: double-strand break repair via break-induced replication; DNA replication.